GGCGUCGGCGCCUGCGCAGAGCGUGGCGCGCCGGGAUUCGGAGCCUGGGCGGGACGGGGCGGGGCUUCGGACGAGAGGGAGGGAAGCCAGAGAAAGGAUAAGAAAGGGAGUGGGGCUGGAGCGUACGGUGGCCGAAGUGGGACGCGCCGAGCCGGAGGCUGCAGGAUGAUGCGGUUUAUGCUGCUAUUCAGCCGGCAGGGAAAACUGCGGCUGCAAAAGUGGUACCUGGCCACUUCGGACAAAGAACGGAAGAAGAUGGUGCGAGAGCUCAUGCAGGUUGUCCUGGCUCGCAAGCCCAAGAUGUGCAGCUUCCUGGAGUGGAGGGACCUCAAAGUUGUCUAUAAGAGAUAUGCCAGCCUCUACUUCUGCUGCGCCAUCGAGGGCCAAGACAAUGAGCUCAUCACGCUGGAGCUGAUCCACCGAUACGUGGAGCUCUUAGACAAAUACUUUGGCAGUGUGUGCGAGCUGGACAUCAUCUUCAACUUUGAGAAGGCCUACUUCAUCCUGGAUGAGUUUUUGAUGGGGGGGGAUGUCCAGGACACCUCCAAGAAGAGUGUGCUGAAAGCCAUCGAGCAGGCCGACCUACUGCAGGAGGAGGAUGAGUCGCCGCGGAGUGUGCUGGAGGAGAUGGGUCUGGCAUAGCCCCCGGCCAGGCCAGGGCGUGGAGAUAGGGUCCUGGCAGUGGGGUGCCAACGCCGCUUCUCUGCCCAGGGCGCUAUUCUUGGUGGGACUCAGCUGCCGCUCCUCUGCUGCCUCACCUUCUUCUGGAGUGAGCUGUGGGCUCAGGCCCUUCAAACAUUCCCUCCCUCCACCCCCUACCUCCACUUUCCCCUUUUCCCAUGAAGGUUUUAAGAGCUAGGAGGCAGGAAAAUGUGACCCAGAUGGGGGUGCUAUUGGCUUUUAUUCCCUGCCUUUGCAGAACGGAUGUCACCCCAGACGUCCUCCCCUCCCUAAUAACUGUAAAUAUAUAAAUAUGUCGGGUUAAAGGGAAAAGGUUUUCAGGGCGCUUCUCUUCCUCUCUGCCCCGUAACCUACCUCCACCCUCCCAAUAGCCAGCCUGGGCGGCUUCUCUGCCUGGGAGGGAAGCCUGGCCCCCCUCUUUCUCUUUGGCAGCUGGGCCUCUAUCCUGUGCCAGGGAGGAACAACAUAGUUAAUAAUUUUCUAAACUUGCCACUUUGAGGGAAGAAAGGGUUGGGGGAAGGGCAAGCUUUAGGGGACCUUGGUCCUGGCCCUGUCCCUCUUUCACUCCAGUUCUGGGUGAGGCAGGAGCUGGGAGAGGGGCUGGGAGGGGGAAGUGUCUGCCUUUAUUUCCUUUCUUCUGAAAUAAAAGGAAAAGCAUUUCUGGA
Messenger RNA from Callithrix jacchus (white-tufted-ear marmoset), 1346 nucleotides. It is a transcript of the gene AP1S1, whose product is annotated as adaptor related protein complex 1 subunit sigma 1. NCBI's taxonomy places the organism in Eukaryota, Metazoa, Chordata, Mammalia, Primates, Cebidae. The record is from RefSeq and is a predicted model, not a curated record. Gene Ontology annotation, molecular function: clathrin-cargo adaptor activity. Gene Ontology annotation, biological process: vesicle-mediated transport; intracellular protein transport. Gene Ontology annotation, cellular component: AP-1 adaptor complex; membrane coat.